AUGCCGGAAGUAUCUCUUACAGACACUAUUAUUAGUUCCCUUAACGCUCAAGAGCCAUGGCCGGACAAUGUAAAGCUUUUUCAGCCAUAUGAGGUGGAACAAAUAUUGCUACCUGAUAAUGCCAGCUGCUUAGCUGUUCAAGCAUUUUUAAAGAUGUGCAAUUUGCCGUUCGAAGUGGAGAUGAGAUGGAACGCUGAAUUCAUGUCACCAUCUGGCCGAGUGCCAUUCAUCAAAUGUGGUGCUUUUGUUGUAUCGGAAUUGGAACCAAUAGUACAAUUUGCGGCGAACAAAGGAGUGACAUUAUGUUCCAGACUGUCUACAGAAGAACGAGCGGAGAUGAGGGCGUAUAUGAGUUUAAUAACGAAUGUGUUGGUUAAUGCUGAGUUAUACGUGUCGUGGGUAGAUCAAGAGACAUUUAAUACAGUUACUAGAGUGAGGAACUCUUCAGUAUAUCCCUGGCCGUUAGGCUGGCUGCAGACUAGAUCGAAACGCUCGAAUGCUAUAAAAAGAUUGAAAGCUCUGCACUGGCAUGAUAAAACGUUGGAACAGGUUUUAUCUGAUGUGGAACAGUGUUGCAAUUCACUAAGCCAACGUUUGGGCGAUAAAGAUUACUUUUUUGGAACUCCCACGGAGCUCGACGCCCUAGUAUUCGGUCAUGUGUUCACAAUAAUCACGACGCGACUGCCUUGUCGCAAGCUGGCUGAGACUGUUCGGCGAUACGACACUUUAGUCGCACUCGCUAAGCGAAUCGACGAGCAAUACUUUAAACGGCCA
Molecule: messenger RNA, 774 nt
Organism: Brenthis ino (lesser marbled fritillary)
Lineage: Eukaryota; Metazoa; Arthropoda; Insecta; Lepidoptera; Nymphalidae
Source: the annotation of a GenBank genome assembly